CUCCUUCACGACUUCCUCGUCCACCCUCUUCUUCUUCUUAUUCGCGGUAGCAGGCGUGCAAGCCAAAGAAACAUCCCGUGUUGUACAUCUUCUCGGGAUCGCCCAGCUCCGUCACCACUUGUUUCUUUUAUUACUUCAUUUUCUCUCCCCAUCUCUAUAUCCUCCUCCCUCUCCCCCUCUCCCCUAUCCCCCGGUUAUCGAGGUGCCUGACCAUCACUCAUCAAAGAUCAAGACCAAAAACCGCCUCCCCCAGUCCACAGAUACCACCAACCACCACGAAAAGGCCUUCUGCUACGACAUAGCCCUUGACGAUAACCAACCGCCUUUUUUUUUCAUCUUCUUCCGUCUCACGCCCAAAAUCGACUCUCGGUCUUCUCUUACGCACCCUCCACAAUAUGCCUGUUCAGCUGCUACCCGCUUCCGCGGCGGCUUUUGCCCCGAGAGCCUCAUCGGUCAACGUCGUGCUGGGAUCCAAGGUCGAGCCGUGGUUGACCCAGACGCUGAAGCGCAUUAACCGGGUUAAGCGUCCUCUCAACAGCGUCCCUCAACACCAAAGAUGUCUGACUGAGACUCUGUCGUCUCCUGACGCCAUCUGGACUCUCACUUCCAUCAUGCUCCCCAAGGCCCCGGAAUCCGAAUUGCGCCAGGACUCGAACCCCCUCGUCGAGGCCUUGUUCAACUACCAGCUUCUCCAUAUCGAGGCCUACAUCGUCCACGUCGACAUGGUCCUGCGCAACGAGGUCGCCUUCAAGCUGACCACCGACUCGAUAGACGCUCUUGUCGAGUACCACAAGGAGAUCCACUGCGUCGACUCCAAGGCAAACCCGUACGACUGGCCAGAGAAGGACCAGCAGUGCAAGAAGCUGCACGAAGACUUUGUCCAGGCCAUCAACAAGUUUGUCUUCCGCACCCACGUCUCCGCCCUGGAAGGUCUUGAGGAGGACGGUGUUGGCGAGCUGCUUUCCGGUAAGAGCGAGGAGGUCAAGAACAACAUCAUGGGCCUCAUGAAACCCCUGCUGCCUCCUCCUCCCCGCGUUGUCGAUGUCAUCAGACAGCCCCCCCUGCUCCCUAGCUCGCCCGCAAACGCAAGCAUCUGGUCGCAACCCCCGACGCCGGCCCAUCUGCCCACUGUCGACGCAUGGAGAGUCCUGCCAUCGAGCCCCAGCAUCGCAUCAACGUCUCAGGAAUCAACACCCAUCUGGGCCAACAUUGGCAUGAGCGAGGUCCAGAUCCCCUCGCCCACGCCCUCGUUCAGCCAACCCUUCUCCACUGCCGGCUUCUACUACAGUGCACCGGCGAUCACGGCACCCAUCCCGGCGCUGCCGCUUCCCAGCAUGUUCACGCCCCAAUGCGGCGUGAGCGUUGGCUACGGCAGCUUUGGCUGGGAUCGCUACCAGGAGUACGCCACGACCAUGUGACAACCAACGCCCGUCACAUCUGAGAGCUACCCUGUCGUCACGACCUCAUAGCAUUGCCAAGGCACGGUUUUGUCCAUGUUUCCCGGAGAAGAGUUGAAGUCCUCUCGGUUUGCUCGGCAUAGAUCCCACCAUCAUCCACGGGGCAUAUCGGCGUUUUUGCAUCAUCAACAGGGAAGCGAUUUCGGUGUUGCGGGGACUCGCGAGGCCAACGGCGACGAAACAAAAAAGAUAUAAUGCGGUUGUUUUUUUUCCUUUGUCGGCAGCAAGCGAGCGUCUGAUCUUACUUUUUUAUUCCGUCUUUUCGAUAUCCGGGGAACAACUACAACCAUCAUCAUCACCGCCACCACUCACCUUGCCGCGAGCUCGGUCACUUUUUUCUUGUUUCCCUUUCAAAUCAUCUCAUCAAGGGCUGGGUCCGGGGCAUUUGAGUGCAUUUUCACUUGGG
Messenger RNA from Colletotrichum destructivum, 1863 nucleotides. RefSeq lists its product as uncharacterized. The coding region runs from base 396 to 1418 and encodes 340 amino acids. Lineage: Eukaryota; Fungi; Ascomycota; Sordariomycetes; Glomerellales; Glomerellaceae. The transcript has a single exon. The record is from RefSeq and is a predicted model, not a curated record.